AUGAAACUACACGCCAACAUCGAUCUCUCACAACAUAUCAAACGUGAAACCAUGGACAAUAGAUUUAGAAAUCUGGUACAUUCCAUAUUGGAAGACUACCAGGAUCACACAAAAUUUUAUACCGAUGGUUCUAAAACUAAAGCAGGAGUAGGGGCAUCGGUAUACUACAACAAUGAAAUAAAAAUGAUCAAAUUCCCUGACUUCUGCUCUAUCUACACAGCUGAAGCUCUUGCGAUUUCACAUGCACUUGAGAUAGUUAAACAACAAAAGACAGACCAUGCACUAAUACUAAGUGACUCUCUUAGUGCUCUAAACAGCAUCCUAAAUAUUAAACCCAACACUAUAUCCAGAAUAAUCCAAAAUCAGUUUUUUCUACUAAAUAGUAAUAACCAAUUCGCCACACUGCUUUGGAUCCCCAGCCACGUUGGAAUACCUGGCAACGAGACACCAGACGUCUACGCCAAACGAGCAAUAACUUCUUCUGAUGCCAUUUCUGUCCAAACAUGCUCUCUGAGUGACAUCAAGGGUGUCAUACAGUCCCUGACACUGCAAAAGUGGCAACACCGCUGA
Rhopalosiphum padi (bird cherry-oat aphid) is the source of this 570-nucleotide messenger RNA. RefSeq lists its product as uncharacterized. Bases 1 to 570 code for a protein of 189 amino acids. NCBI's taxonomy places the organism in Eukaryota, Metazoa, Arthropoda, Insecta, Hemiptera, Aphididae. The transcript has a single exon. Gene Ontology annotation, molecular function: RNA-DNA hybrid ribonuclease activity; nucleic acid binding. The record is from RefSeq and is a predicted model, not a curated record.